AUAUCAAUUUACAGUUAAAUGGAUCAGAGAAAUAUGAACUAAAAUGUCUGGAAAUGUUGAAGAACAGAUUGCCAAAGAUCCAGACACAAAAGAAAAACCCCAGGAGGGAAAGAAAAAGAGAAAAUCAGGCUCAAAAGAACAGUUAACAUUUCCACCAUGCAAAGUUUGCUCAGGAAAGGCAACAGGGCUUCAUUAUGGGGUCUACACUUGUGAGCCUUGCAAGGCUUUCUUCAGAAGAGCCAUAACAGAUAAAAAUAAAUAUGCUUGCCUGAAGGACAGCAACUGUGAAAUUACUGCAGAGAAAAGAGGGAAUUGUUCAGCAUGCAGACUUCAAAAAUGCUUCAACCUGGGGAUGUCCAAGAGUGCUGUAAGACAAGGGCGCUACACUAUUGAACUCAGAACCAACACUAUCCUGGAGGUCAAAAGGUUAGCCAAUCAAACAGCAGUAGAAGUGUCUGUUGACAACCAGCAAGACAACCAGAAAGAUAACCAAAAAGACAAUCCUGAUGGCCAGACCUCCAGCGACUUCGCCAGAGUUGGUGGGGCCUCGUCAGCAUGUGAUAGUGAUGGGAACCAGACAACAGCUUCAGAGGACCAGUCAGAUUUUGUUCCCGAGGAAUCAGACACUGUAGAACCCUCAGUCGAUCUCUCCUUGCUACCCUGCCAAUCUGGGUGUGGCCAAGAAUCAUCGGACAGUAACUUACCACCCAAAAAGAAAGUUCGACUCAGGGACACUGUGAAUCCUUUGGAGAGUUGUGACUGUGUGGUGACCCCCGGGUCUCAGAGUUUGACCCGGGUCAGCUGUGAUAUGGCUAUCGGUGCUGAUACCGUGACCCUGUCUGCUGAUACCGUGACCCUGUCCGAGAGACAAAUUCAGUGCUUAAUUCAGACGUUAGUGAAAGCUCAUGACACAAUCUAUCCCAACUUUAAAAACUACUUCGAAAAGGAACACCAAAAGUUCUUGGAAGAUAAGUUUAUUGCCAAUCAGAAGAUACAGGAAGAUGUCUUUGGAAUUAAAAGUCUGCUCGAUAAGGAUGAAUUUGAAAAAGUCUACCGAGCCACAGGUAUAGAUGUUGAUGGCCGACUGGAAUUACUGAAAAAAAUGUACAGUCACCGCGAGCGAUCGCUGAUGAAAUAUUUCACCUUUGCCAAGUGUAUCCAGGGUUUUACAGAUCUGAGUAUGAAUGAUAAAAUCAGCCUAGUUAAAUAUGGUGAGCAUGAAUACUGGAUCCUGGGACAUUUUACUCACUACCACCCAGAGCUCAAGGCAUCCAUUGGGAAUGAAAUUCAGAUGACAUUUGAAAACCAUGGCAAGUUAUUUGGACAAUCUCUUUCAGAUGAAAUGCUGAAAAUGUUCAACACACUGCUAAAUAUGAACUUCAUGUAUCAAGAGGUUGUACUGUUGCGAGGAAUUGUCCUAUUCUCAAGAGAUCGCAGUGCCUUGGAAGACGCAGAUUUAGUUGAAUCCGUUCAGUGGCGAUUGAUCCAGUGUUUAAAGUACCUUGUGGAACUCUUUCAUCCAGAUGAACCCCGAAAGUUUUCUCAGUGCCUGCAAAUUCUUGUGGAUUUACGAGACCUGAGUGAACUACGUCAAAAAUCCCAGAAAAAGCAGUUAGAUGAUUAUACGCUGAAUAUUAUUAAGGAAUAUCCUCUGAUAUAUGAGGCACUGGGGGAGUCUAUGUCAAAACUGAAGACUCAGUGAAACUGCCAUAAACUCAGUGAAUACCAUUAAUUUUUAUCAUGUGAUAUUGACCAAAAGAGUAAUUACUACAUGGGUAGUAAUGUAGAGAUAAAUAUGCAGCAGUUUUUGUGAUUUUUACUCUGUCAUUGAAAAUUCUAACCCCAAAAAUGCAUGUUGAAAAAAGUCAGAUCUUAAAAAUGGGAUUUAUACUUGAGAG
Molecule: messenger RNA, 1898 nt
Organism: Saccostrea cuccullata (small rock oyster)
Lineage: Eukaryota; Metazoa; Mollusca; Bivalvia; Ostreida; Ostreidae
Product: nuclear receptor ROR-alpha A-like
Exons: 7
Coding region: 44-1702 (552 amino acids)
Biological process (GO): positive regulation of transcription by RNA polymerase II; negative regulation of transcription by RNA polymerase II; cell differentiation
Molecular function (GO): nuclear receptor activity; zinc ion binding; RNA polymerase II cis-regulatory region sequence-specific DNA binding
Source: RefSeq, a predicted model, not a curated record